AUGAAGAAUGCCUGGGAAGAGAAGGUUGAAAACCCGUCGCCGCCACCUGAAGAGGAGGUCCUCCGCAUCCUUGUCGAAGCAAACGUCCGAGGCCUUCCACAGCUUCAUGAAUCGUGUCGUUCGACUGCGGAAGGCAGUAACAAUGUGAAGGCGUCCAGCGACGAAAUGGAGGUGUUGACUGGCAAGCUCCCUCCGAAUUGUGAGAACGCACUCGCGGCAGUAACGAAUCGAGCGAUAAAGGUGAUUGAACCCAGCUUCGUAUCCAGUUGCACUUCAAAAUCCAAUCCGCCCGGCGUAUUUGUAGGCAUUGCGGGCGAGGAAAUCCUUCGCCAAGCCCAAGCGCAGGGAGAAGAUUUUAAUGAAUGCAUCGGGGUGCGCAGACGGUAUAUCCGCCUUGUCGUCUCCUAUUGCCAACCAUUGAAGGAGGCGAUGCGCAAUGCCCACCCGAAAGAACUCAUGCGAACAGUCUGCGACGCUAUGAUCGUUUAUUAUGACGCGUACAAACGUCCUGAGCAUGGCUUCCUUCAUGGUGAUAUUUCGAUUGAGAAUAUCAUGGUUCCGGUGAAAGAGACUCAACUUACUGGCGGCCUUACCCACAAGACACUGCGCGGUACUCUCAUUGACUGGAAUCUAUGUUUUACCACCGACGGGAGAGCAUCCAGUAGAAACAUUCGAAGUGGCACUUUUGCAUUCAUGGCGCCGUGUCUUCUGGAUGAAUCAGUCGCUCGAAGAACAUUGGGACAUGAUAUGGAGUCGUUCUUUGCAGUCAUGCUUUGGGUCGCAUCACCCGACUAUGACGAUGAAAUCGCCUUUCAAAAUAAGCCUCUAGUCGAGCUUAUGACCGAUAAUAAGUCCUCUACCAAAGCUAUUGCAAAUUGUAAAUUGUAUUGGUUCGAGAAUCCAGAGGCUUUCGACAAGUUGAUAAUUGAUCACUUUGAAGAGCCAUAUCGCGAAGAUGACGACUUUAUCGAUUGCAUAUGGGACCUUCAGACCAUCUUAUACGAGCGGACCUACGACAAAAAUGCAUUGAGGCAUAGUGGAAAGGGGCCAACGAAUCCCCAGAAGAAUAAUGAUGAUGAUGAUGACCCAAUGAAGGAGCGCUUGUUCAAAGACUGCAUAGCGGUUUUUGAUAAGCACCUCGGCGACGAAGGGAAACAAAGUGGCAGUUACCAGUUGGACAAGAUCGAUGCCGGGGAAGACCCAGAAAAAUCGGAAGACGAGUCCGAUGAUACAAGCUUGGAUGAUUAG
Rhinocladiella mackenziei CBS 650.93 is the source of this 1248-nucleotide messenger RNA. RefSeq lists its product as uncharacterized. The record is from RefSeq and is a predicted model, not a curated record. The transcript is spliced from 2 exons. The coding region runs from base 1 to 1248 and encodes 415 amino acids. Lineage: Eukaryota; Fungi; Ascomycota; Eurotiomycetes; Chaetothyriales; Herpotrichiellaceae.